AGAAUGGAGAGGAAGAGCCGAGUGUGAAGGAGUUGCCACCACCAGGAGAGAAAUAGUCGGCUUUACCGGAACCAAAGGAGGAUGUAGACGAGACGGGGGAGCGGCCUGUCCCUCCACUCCCACCUUGCGUACUGCCAGAGGUCCCAG
Molecule: messenger RNA, 147 nt
Organism: Acaulospora colombiana
Lineage: Eukaryota; Fungi; Glomeromycota; Glomeromycetes; Diversisporales; Acaulosporaceae
Source: the annotation of a GenBank genome assembly